UUUCAGUGGGCGUGACCAUAAAGUUGACUGAAUCAAGAGCAAGGAGGACGGGAGGACAGAGCCUCACUCUUUCUCUCUCCCUUUCUUUCUCUAUCAAGAAAUCACGGGUUGGGAAGAGGUGAAGGAUGGGAUCAUUGGCGAAGAAGGGUUUGCAGCAGUACCUUUUACAACUUCAGCAUCACCCUUUGAGAACCAAGGCCAUUACAGCGGCUGUGUUGUCAGCUGUCAGUGACAUAGUUUCUCAAAAGCUAUCUGGUAUUCAGAAACUUCAACUGAAGCGUCUUCUUCUCAAAGUGCUUCUUGGAUUUGUUUAUCUUGGGCCCUUCGGACAUUUUCUGCAUAUACUACUGGAUAAGCUUUUUAAGGGGAAGAAAGAUUCAAAGACAGUGGCCAAGAAGGUGGUCCUCGAACAGUUGACUGCUUCACCUUGGAACAACUUUGUAUUUAUGGUCUACUAUGGGCUGGUUAUUGAGGGAAGAAACUGGUCCCAGGUGAAAACUAAGAUCAAGAAGGAUUAUCCUGCAGUGCAGUAUACAUCAUGGACGUUCUGGCCGGUGGUAGGAUGGGUCAAUCACCAGUAUGUACCACUCCAGUUGCGUGUCAUCUUCCAUAGUGUCAUUGCAUGUGCCUGGUAUAAUCCUUGUUUCCCUGUUUUCCCACUUCCUCCCAAACAUAUACACCUUCUUUCUAAUGGAAUAUUUUUGCAUUUCGUUUUUCAUAUUUUAGGGGAAUAUUUCUGAAUCUACAAGCAAGGUCGAUUGCAGCAAAGAAAGCCUAAGGGAACGAACCAAAGAUGACCCAUCUCAGACGAUCAAUGCUCCCCGGCUAGAACUACAUUCUAUGUGACACAAGACAAGACUAUAAUCUCUAAUAAGUCUGAAGUUUCUGUAUGGGUUAUUUACCUUUGACUUAAGGGAUUAGUGAACUUUAUGUGUGUGUAAUCUCGAUUAUAUUUGUGGGUCCAUGUUUAGUACGGGCAAAUCAGAUUGUAGUCAAACACAUUGCUUCCUGGUAAAGGCUACAGCCACAAUAUGGGGAUAGAAAGCUGUUGUUUUGUGUUGUGUUUA
This is a messenger RNA of Vitis vinifera (wine grape), 1067 nucleotides long. RefSeq names its product peroxisomal membrane protein PMP22-like. The transcript has 6 exons. NCBI's taxonomy places the organism in Eukaryota, Viridiplantae, Streptophyta, Magnoliopsida, Vitales, Vitaceae. Gene Ontology annotation, cellular component: cytoplasm; membrane. The record is from RefSeq and is a predicted model, not a curated record. Bases 126 to 740 code for a protein of 204 amino acids.